CUCCAAGUCUCCACUCUGGCUGCCAUACACGGCUCAGCUCAGGCAGGCAGGUGGGCCGGCGGGGGUGAAACGCAUCCUCGGAGAGAUCUGCUGGAAACAUGAUCAUCAGGGGAACAUAAACGCGUUAUUCGUCUACGGUCAGAUGAUAAGACAACUCCAUGUGUUUCGUGUUAUCCUUCAAAUGACAUAACAAAAGAGGCAGGCGUCGGGUCCGUGCAGGAAAGACACUAGCCGACAUCAUCAGCCGCUGCGCCGUGUGAGGCGAGGUCAUCGCAGAGUAGCCUACCACGGUUCCCAUGGACCCCUGUGCCUUGAUCCCAAUAUAAAGCGCUGAAAACAACAUCAGGCCCCACCACCGACCUCAGUCAUCACUUCACCCAGUACUAUUAUCGAUAUCUCAGAGAGGAUGUGAGUAGGAGAAUGACUGAGGCUAUAAAACCUCAAUAAGUCCAACCAAGAAAAGAAGUGGAAUCACAUGGCUGCUAUGGACUGACGGGUCAACUGAUACCAGAUCACACUGGCUUUGCUUGGAAGUUGACAAUGGUGUUGUUUUUGAUUGGGAUCUCUAUUGCUGUGAAUAAUUCAUCUCAUGAGAACCAAACUGCAGAAACCCCCACCCAUCAGGGUGCUCAUGUGCUGCCCUCAACACUGGUCAUAUCCCUGCUUCUUAUCAUCGUUGUCCUGCUGACAAUCUACUGUCUGAGGUUCAAAAACCACAGGAAAGCUCUCGUUACCUCGGUGGAUAAAAAGAUUCCGAAUGGCUUCUUGGAGGAACAAGGAGAGCAGACAGUGGUCCUCCUCCCCAGAUCUCCCUCGCCAUCCAAGAGAUACUUCCCUAUCCCUCUGGACUCGCUGGAGGAGGAGUACCGGAUACGCUCUGCAGACGACGGCAAACUCUUCAGAGAGGAGUUCAACUCGCUGCCUUGUUACUACCACCACGGGUCCUUUGAGGAGGCGAGCAGAGAGCACAACAGAGAGAAAAACAGAUACCCAAACAUUUUGCCAUAUGAUCAUUCAAGAGUGUUGUUAAGUCAUCUAGAUGGACAUCCAUGUUCCGACUACAUAAAUGCAUCUUACAUAGAUGGUUUUAAAGAGAAAAACAAAUUCAUUGCAGCUCAAGGCCCGAAGCUUGAGACAGUGGCCGACUUCUGGCGGAUGGUUUGGGAACAGAAAACAGCAACUAUAGUAAUGCUGACAAAUCUCAAAGAAAGGAAAGAGGAUAAAUGUUAUCAGUAUUGGCCAGAAAAAGGCUGCUGGAUGUACGGGAACAUCAGGGUGGCGAUGGAGGACUUCACUGUACUGGUGGACUACACCAUAAGAAAGUUUUGCGUUCAAUAUCAGGGCAGCGAUGGUCCCCGAGCUCCGCGGCUGGUCACCCAGCUCCACUUCACCAGCUGGCCAGACUUUGGGGUGCCAUUCUCACCCAUCGGCAUGCUGAAAUUCCUCAAGAAGGUCAAGGCUGUCAAUCCAUCGUAUGCUGGACCCAUUGUUGUGCACUGCAGUGCCGGGGUGGGAAGGACUGGGACGUUCAUUGUCAUUGACAGCAUGAUCGACAUGAUGCACAUGGAACAGAGGGUGGAUGUCUUCGGCUCUGUGAGCAGAAUACGAGAACAGCGCUGUCAGCUCAUCCAGACAGAUAUGCAAUACUCCUUCAUCUACCAGGCUCUGUUAGAGUACUAUUUGUAUGGAGACACAGAGCUGGAUGUGUGCUCUCUGGAGGGCCAUCUGCAGAGGCUUCACAACACCAGGGCUCCCCACGACAGGCUGGGCCUGGAGGAGGAGUUCAGGAAGCUGACCAAUGUCCGCAUAAUGAAGGAGAACAUGAGAACUGGGAACCUUCCUGCCAACAUGAAGAAGAACCGUGUGCUUCAGAUCAUUCCGUAUGAUUUCAACCGAGUAAUACUCUCAGUAAAAAGAGGACAGGAGUUCACCGACUACAUCAAUGCCUCCUUUAUUGAUGGCUACAGGCAGAAGGACUAUUUUAUCGCAACCCAGGGCCCACUGUCUCACACAGUGGAGGACUUCUGGAGGAUGGUGUGGGAGUGGAGGUGUCAUUCAAUCGUUACGCUCACCGAACUCAAAGAGAGGGAGCAGGAAAAGUGUUUCCAGUAUUGGCCAUCAGAGGGCAGUGUAACAUUUGGAGAUUAUACUGUGGAGCUGACUGGAGAUGCACAGUGUGAAACCUUUACUCUCAAAGACAUGGUGCUCACCUACAGACCAGAAAAGCAGUCACAACACGUCCGACACUUCCACUUCCACGGAUGGCCUGAGAUUGGAAUACCAGCCGAGGGAAGAGGGAUGAUUGACAUUAUUGCCGCUGUGCAGCGGCAGCAGCAGCAGUCUGGAAACCGUCCCAUAAUUGUGCACUGCAGCGCUGGUGCGGGUCGCACCGGUACCUUCAUUGCCCUCAGUAACAUUCUGGAGAGGGUGAAAGCUGAAGGCCUCCUGGACGUUUUUCAGACAGUCAAGAGUUUACGCAUGCAGAGACCACACAUGGUUCAGACUGUGGAGCAAUACGACUUCUGCUACCGAGUGGUUCAGGAUUUUGUUGACAUUUUCUCAGACUACGCCAAUUUUAAAUAAUAAUGCUGUUUCGACUUGUGCAUUUUUUUUCUGAAUGUUGUUUCCUACAGCAAGCUCUUUUUACAUUUUGCACUUGAUUACAGAUCUAAAGAAAUAAUUGUAACAUACUGUAAUAUAAUUGAAAACAUCUGUACUCCAGGAGAGUCUGUCUCUUUCAGGGAUUCUUGAUCUUCAAGUAUCCCAAUGUAAAAUAUAGAAAUUAUAGUGGUUUAUUAAUAGGUUGGUUGGGAUCUUCAAUAUGUAUAAGUUUUAUGUUGCAUCUUUGUGAGGGUCAAUAAAGAAAAACAUUCAAAGAC
This is a messenger RNA of Perca fluviatilis (European perch), 2879 nucleotides long. Its product is annotated as receptor-type tyrosine-protein phosphatase epsilon-like. Gene Ontology annotation, biological process: protein dephosphorylation. NCBI's taxonomy places the organism in Eukaryota, Metazoa, Chordata, Actinopteri, Perciformes, Percidae. Gene Ontology annotation, molecular function: protein tyrosine phosphatase activity. The transcript is spliced from 21 exons. The record is from RefSeq and is a predicted model, not a curated record. Bases 541 to 2583 code for a protein of 680 amino acids.